Messenger RNA from Morus notabilis, 508 nucleotides. RefSeq names its product probable protein phosphatase 2C 33. The transcript is spliced from 2 exons. The annotation marks the transcript as partial. Gene Ontology annotation, biological process: protein dephosphorylation. Gene Ontology annotation, molecular function: protein serine/threonine phosphatase activity. NCBI's taxonomy places the organism in Eukaryota, Viridiplantae, Streptophyta, Magnoliopsida, Rosales, Moraceae. The record is from RefSeq and is a predicted model, not a curated record.
AAUUUUGGUUCCAGAACGGACACAGUUUUCUGUGGUGUCUUUGACGGUCAUGGUCCUUAUGGUCAUAUGGUCGCCAAAAGAGUGAGGGAUUCUCUACCUCUGAAAUUGAGUGCACACUGGGAAGUGAACAUAAACGGCAGUGAUGUUCUCAAGGAGAUCAGCCUAAAUACUGCAGGAAGCAUGAACUCAGAAGAUUCUGCCCUUGCAUUUGCUGAUGAAGAGCUGAGGGCUUCCAUAGAUAUUGGGGAGGUGGAAAAGCGCCCUGAGAUCUUUCAGACAUUGAGAGAAUCGUUUCUGAAAGCUUUCAAAGUCAUGGAUAGGGAGCUGAGAAUGCAAGGCAGUAUCGAUUGCUUCUGUAGUGGGACAACAGCUGUGACUCUAGUCAAGCAGGGCCGGGACAUUGUCAUUGGAAAUGUUGGGGACUCCAGAGCUGUACUAGGUACAAGAGAUAAAGACAACUCUCUGAUUCCAAUUCAGUUGACUGUGGACCUCAAACCAAAUCUUCCAG